GCAAGCAGGUGCAGUAAUAGUGGACAAAUUGGCAAUCACCAACAUAAACACUAUUCUCAAUCCCGCUCUAAGUGGUGAAACCCAAGUAGAGAAGUUCGAGCUAAAGGUGGCCCUCAAUGCUUACCUAGGAGAACUAGUUUCUUCUCCAGUCAGGUCGUUAGCUGAAGUGAUCUCCUUCAAUACAAAAAAUCCUUCUUUGGAGAAAACAACUACAUAUGGUCAAGACUUUUUUAUAGGUGCUCAAAAGACAAGUGGAAACAUUGGGGCAGCAGAGAAAAAGGUGUAUGAGAAGCUGAAAAAACUUGAUGAUGAUGGGUUUGUGAGUCUGAUGAAUAAAAACAAUUUGUUUGCAGUCGUGACUCCAGGGAGUCGGUUCUCAACAGUGCUUGCUAUUGGAGGACACCCAGGAAUCAACGUUCCAGCAGGAUUUCAACCGAAUGGAAUGCCUAUUGGAAUCACAUUUGGUGGACUAAGGGGUUCAGAACCAAAGCUCAUUGAGAUUUCUUAUGCUUUUGAACAGUUGACACUUGCUAGGAAACCUCCUUCCUAUGAAAUGUUAACAAAGACUCUAAACACAAUUGCCAACCAAGACGGUAUUACUAGCAGCGAUUCCUUAAUCGAAAUGAUCAUUUAG
Papaver somniferum (opium poppy) is the source of this 634-nucleotide messenger RNA. RefSeq names its product probable amidase At4g34880. The transcript is spliced from 2 exons. The record is from RefSeq and is a predicted model, not a curated record. The annotation marks the transcript as partial. NCBI's taxonomy places the organism in Eukaryota, Viridiplantae, Streptophyta, Magnoliopsida, Ranunculales, Papaveraceae.